AACAAUGAAUUUUUUAGUGUUCUGUAGUUCAUAUCAAUAACUUCCUUCAUACUUCAUAAUUUUGAUGGGACUGAUUAUAUUGGAGGCAUAUUCGCAGAUUAGCUUGGUUAGUGUUGGAUACAAAAAUUAAAAUUCUCAAACAAAAUGAUCCCGGCAUGUUAUGGAAUAGCAUUAUACGAUUUUUAAAGUGUAAUAUUGAGUAUUUCAGAAUUGACCCAAGUGGUAAGAAACAGCAAAAAUAUUUAAAUUGAAAAAUAGCGAACCUUGAAAGAAAUUACUGUCAAGUCCUAAGAUACACUUCCUGAUGGAAAUAUAUAAUGGUGAUCCAUAGGGCGCUUUUUACUUGGUUUAUACUAUUGGUAUUCUUUAUCCUAUUAUGUCUACGUCUAGAGGGGAGGAUACAUUGGAACUGGUUCCUAAUCUUCCUGCCUAUGUGGAUCUAUGACGUUAUUUUAACCAUUGAAGCACUAUUUCAAAUAUCUAUUCGAUGUAAACAUGAACAUUUUAAGUCCGGUAUCAAAAAUAAGAAUACACUUUUAGUAGUUUUAGUUCUCUUGAAGAUAACGGCACAAAUUGUAUUAUGUCUGAAAAUGCAAUAUCAACAUCUGCAGAUACCUCUUUAUCAUGUAUUGUUACCUAUUUGGAUUCUUGUACCACUAUUGAUCAUUGAUUUGACUGUGAAACUAGUUAAAAACAGUUCUAGUAAUUAUUGAAAAAAGACUUUGAGUGACUACUGAAGGACUGUAUAAAACUAUUGUAUUUCAGAUCUGGAAAAAUGUAUUCCGGUAGUGACUCCACUGAAUCAGCCAACUAUGGCCAGUGGCCCUUAAACCCAGCUUUUUUUCAAAACAUGCCUAAUGAACAAGUGGAUUGGGCAGCUUUAGCUCAACAAUGGAUUCAAAUGAAAGAAGCAGGACCACCAAUUCCUGAACCAAAACCACCCAAUAAUAUUUCAGAAGUCAAAGACAUUCCUCAAGUACAAAAAAAAAUAUUACCACCUAUCAAUUCUGAAGAUAAUGUUGCAAACUCAUCAUGGAACAGUGCUCCAAAUUCUGUGGAGCCUUAUGAUAGUUCUUGGAAUUGGAAAGCUCAACCAAAUUGGGAGUGGGGUAAUCCUGCAUGGAAUCCUCCCCCAAAUACACCACAAGUUGUUAAUCCAUCUCCUAAGACUACAUUGUUACCAUUACCUAAAGGGUAUACAUCAGUAGAAGCACCGAAGGACAAUCCAAGUGUUUCUGUGGGCUACACUAGUGUGAAAAGUAAUGAUUUUGGUAGUAGUUAUAGUGGACAAUCUGCUUCUAAUCAUUCUCGAAAUUAUAAAGCUCAUAAUAGACGGUAUAGCAAAGUAAACAUACCUAAAGCAAGUACUCCAUCUCCUGUUAAUAUACCACUGGUUCCAGAGAGUGAAAGCAACAAUUUGGAUGCUAAUAAAAGGAAGCAGUUGCCUGCAUGGAUAAGAGAAGGAUUGGAAAAAAUGGAAAAAGACAAAUUAAAGCAAAUGGAGAAGGAAAAAGAAAAAGAAAAAUCAACUUCGGUGGAUGAUAAGCUGAAAGAAAUUGAAAAGGAGGCAAUGGAUAUGUUGAGAGAUACAAUUAGUGAAAGGAGAAGAAGUAAAUUUGAUAGUGAUGAAGAACAAAGCCCAAAACAGUUGGAGGAAAAGGAAGAACCAGAACCCUUAAAUCAUGAUGAGUUAAUUAUUUUAGUAAGACGAACAAUGACUGAAAUAUUGCUAAAAGUCACAAAUGAAUCGAUUCAUUCAAUUUGUACGGAUGAAAGACAAAGAUACAUUAAAAAAACACAGACCCUUGGUAAAGUUACUGGAAAGACUAAUGUUGAGGCUAAGCUUGGUUUGGGAAUGUAUGGUAGUGAUUCUGGCAGUGAAAGUGAUAACAGUGAUUCUUCUAGAAAAGAUUCAGAUGAUGAACUGAAAAACUCCAUUAGAAGGAGAAAAGCAGACUUUGUACACACAGAGAAAGGAAUUGAAGAUAAGUUACAACAAGCUGAAAAAGAAAAAGAUAACAAAAGGACAAAAGAUGAAGAUGAAGGAAGCUCUGAAAACCACAUCGAAGAAUACACUCCUGAACCAAAGAAAGAAGAAGGAAAUUCAAAAAGUAAGGAUACAAAUUCUAAACAUCGUCAAAGUUCUUCUCCAAGUUCAAAUGUAAGUGAUGAUGAGUCAAGUCAUCGAAGAUCUUCUUCCAGUAGGGAAUCGUCCAUAAGCAGAAAAAGAGGACAUAGGGAUAGAUCUGGAAUGAGAGGGUAUACUCCAGAAAAAAGGCGAAAACAUAAAACCAAAAGAUCCCGUUCAAGAUCUUAUGAGAGGAGGCAUUCUUCAGACUAUAAAUAUAAGAAAGAUAGGAAUCGCUCAGAUAGAAGUAGAAGGUCUCCAUCAAGAACAUCCAGAUCUUCAAGAAGGUCAAGAUCUAGGUCUUCUUCAUACAGAUCUAGAAGAUCUUCUGAUAGAAGUUCUAGGUCUAAAAGAAAACGUUCUAGGUCUCCCUUUUAUUCUAGAAGUUCAAAAAGGUCUCGGUCAAGAUCAUAUAUAAGAUCCUCUAGAAGGUAAUAAAUACAGAAAUUGAGGCAUCUGUAGAACUAUCUUGUUUUAAUUUAUUCUAUAUAGGUUUGUUGAAUUUUCCGAUCGAAGAUCAAUACUCCAGUUGUUUACUUUGAGUUUUCUAAUCUUUUCCAUAUUCAUGGAAAACUUGUAAAAAUUUUAUAUAAAGGUUCAUUUUUGUGGAAUAAUCUAGGUGUUGUUUUCUUAUACCAAUUUACAGUUCAAGUAUUUCAAAAGUUGUAUUGAAGUAUAAUAGUGAAGAUAAAAUAUUUUUGAAAUCUGCUUUGUCUCUUAUAAUUCAUAUAAGAAUGAGGAUCACAAAAAUUAUAUCGGACUCAAUGAUGUCAUUAUAAUGUUUCAGUCAACUUGGUAAUAAUACUUUAACAAAGUUAAUUGAUUGCUUGACUUUCUAACUUUGAUGUUCAAGAAGGGUUGCUUUGUAAAUUACUUUGUAGAUAAUUAUUAAUACUUAAUUGUAUCUGAAUUGUAUUGUAAAAUAUUGAAUGAAGACUUCUUUUGGCUUU
Molecule: messenger RNA, 3078 nt
Organism: Harmonia axyridis
Lineage: Eukaryota; Metazoa; Arthropoda; Insecta; Coleoptera; Coccinellidae
Product: arginine/serine-rich protein PNISR
Exons: 2
Coding region: 776-2563 (595 amino acids)
Cellular component (GO): presynaptic active zone; nuclear speck
Molecular function (GO): RNA binding
Source: RefSeq, a predicted model, not a curated record